GUCGCACCAUUGACGGUGUUCUGGCAGACAAUAGUGCGGCUAGGACGUUCAAUUUUUCUGCGUUGAGUCGAAAUGUGAUAACGUCGGAUUAACUUUAUAAAUAGAUUCAUGAACUAUGCUAUCGACGUCUGCCCUGCCUCCAGGCUGAUGCAGGAGGAUGUUCCCGAGGUCGACGAAGACGACACAGUGUUUGCCCAGCAGCAGCCCCCAGCUCCUGUAAACCAACUGCUGCACCAGUUCGACCUCCUCGCACUGCUCACUUCGCCUCGCCCAGCCAAGACCCCCCUCCUCGCCCCUGUAGCCGUCCGCGCUCGCUUCUCGUUUAUCGAAAACCGAUACGGCACCCGAUCCACGCUCCCAAAGAAAGCCUCCAAGCACACCGUCGACCGCCUUGCCAAUCCCAUUCACGGGUUCACAUCUACACUCAACGCCCUCCCACCAGAAGUUCGAAAGAAGAGGCAGCAAGUGGAGCUGUCGAAUCACCCGUUCCGAGGCCAUCCCACUGAGCGAAAGGUUGUCGUCGUGGCAAAAAAGCAGCAGUUGCACGCUGUGGAUCGGCUAAGCAAACCCACUUUCGUACGCCCCAAGCUCAAGCUGGUCCGACCAAAUGCACUGCUUCCGCCUAUCCUUCGUCCGAAACAGAAGCCGUCCAAAGCAAAGCCAGGCCGCUGCUACCAAGCUCCGGACAAAGCUCCUCGUGUUCCAGCAUUAGCCAAGACCCCCCCCCUACCGCGACCACAACCCCCCCAGACGAAACACAUAAAUAAACAGGGCGGCGGCUUCUUCCUCACGCAAAUGGACGAGAUCCCACGGCCCGUGCGACGGGCACACCAAGCCGCCAAAGGCCGCGCGAACGGUCCCUCCACGUCCCAACUGCGGUUCAAAUCCAACCAGAUCGUUCCAACGACCCUCCCACCUGUUCGAAUACCGCGACAUACUACCAAAAAGCCCAAGUAGUAGUCGUAGAAGUAGUACUAGUUAGUAGUCCUCGUGUUAAUCCAGCCAAACGAUGUGUGUAC
This is a messenger RNA of Aphanomyces astaci, 1019 nucleotides long. RefSeq lists its product as hypothetical. The transcript is spliced from 2 exons. Lineage: Eukaryota; Oomycota; Saprolegniomycetes; Saprolegniales; Verrucalvaceae. The record is from RefSeq and is a predicted model, not a curated record. Bases 109 to 957 code for a protein of 282 amino acids.